UCUAUCGCCUUCGAGUGCACAAUGAGUUCACUUGCUAUAUCUAAGUUCUUCCUCCUUUUCUUGGUCUGGUAUGCUUCAAUUUCUCUUACCUCUUCUUCCAGUGUGCCUGAUGAGUAUACCUUUUCGGACCUAGAUCUGGACAAAUUCAUUUCCGACAAGCAAGUGUUCCAUCUAUUCCAAAUCUGGAAGAAGGAGACUGGACGAGAAUACCAAACCCUCGGAGAGGAGGCGGUAAGAUUUCAAAUCUUCAAAAGCAACUUGAAAGAGAUCAGAGAGAAAAAUGCAGCAAGGAGGUCACCCAGUGACUAUAGCUUGGGUUUGAACAAAUUCUCAGACAUGACAUACGAAGAGUUCAGCAAACUGUACUUGCACGAGACAGAGGAACCCGUAAUGGAAAUCAACAAUAGCAAAAUGAUGUUCAAUGACGCAUCAUGUGCAAAUGCACCCUCUUCUUGGGAUUGGAGGACCAAAGGAGCUGUAACUCAUGUUAAAGACCAGGAAAGCUGUGGUUCUUGUUGGGCAUUCUCUGCGACCGGGGCUAUAGAAGGAAUAAAUCAGAUAGUCUCUCAAUCGCUUCCAGAAGUAUCUGAGCAACAGCUUGUAUCUUGCGCUGCAAGUCAAGGCUGCAAGGGAGGGUGGUACGUCAACGCAUUUAAAUAUGUCAUUGACAAUCAUGGUAUUGCCUCAGAAGAAACUUAUCCCUAUGUAGCUCAAGAUAGUGCUUGCGAUAUCUCGAAGGCUGCAAACACAAUCGCUACUAUCGAUGGCUAUAAUUAUUGGGCUCACAGUCCUGUAUCUGAAAAUUCUCUCCGCUGUUAUGUUUACAAGCAACCUAUUAGUGUUUCCAUAUAUGCAAGCCCGCAUUUGAAGUCCUACAAAAGUGGAGUCUUUAAUGGAGAUGAUUGCUCGGGCAUCGUUUCAUGCAAACAUAAUCAUGCUGUAUUAAUCGUAGGAUAUGGUUCAUCAGGGGAUGGUCAAGAUUAUUGGAUUGUUAAGAACUCAUGGGGAUCCAACUGGGGACGAAGUGGUUACAUAUUCAUCAAAAGAAACACCGGUGCUACGGAGGGAGUAUGUAACAUAAACUGUUCUGGUUCAUACCCAACCAAAGGGAAGAAAGAAGCACCUGCCUUGAGGCUUGCAACUUCCAUGUGAAGCACGCCCUCCGGGAAUAAUAAAUUAAGCCAGGCAAUAUAAAGCUGUGUGAAGGACACCAGUUAGGUGUUGUACCAUGCUUGUAUUGGGUAUAAAUAAAUGGCAAAUGAUUUGCCGCGGAAUAAAUAAGCCAGGCGAUAUAUAGGCCCUGUUUGUUAUCAUGAUAAAAAUCACUUAUAAGCACAUUUCACGUAAGUUGAUGUAAAAUUUCUAUCACAUAUUUACAUUGUAUUCUGUAAAUCACUAUCAAAAAGUUACUUAUAAGUUGUUCCAAACGGGCCCAUAGUUGUGUGAAGUACACUACUUUUGUGUUGUACUAUGCAUGUAUCGAGAAUAAAUAAAUGGCAAACAAUUUGCUGAGGAAUAAAGCUUAUGUAUGUUUAAUUAA
This is a messenger RNA of Neltuma alba, 1540 nucleotides long. Its product is annotated as ervatamin-B-like. Gene Ontology annotation, molecular function: cysteine-type peptidase activity. The transcript has 4 exons. The coding region runs from base 22 to 1152 and encodes 376 amino acids. Lineage: Eukaryota; Viridiplantae; Streptophyta; Magnoliopsida; Fabales; Fabaceae. Gene Ontology annotation, biological process: proteolysis. The record is from RefSeq and is a predicted model, not a curated record.